Molecule: messenger RNA, 3425 nt
Organism: Anguilla anguilla (European eel)
Lineage: Eukaryota; Metazoa; Chordata; Actinopteri; Anguilliformes; Anguillidae
Product: cold-inducible RNA-binding protein B-like
Exons: 8
Coding region: 164-724 (186 amino acids)
Biological process (GO): positive regulation of mRNA splicing, via spliceosome
Cellular component (GO): spliceosomal complex
Molecular function (GO): RNA binding
Source: RefSeq, a predicted model, not a curated record
CCUUUUGUAAUUAUUCAUGAUGUUGCGUGUGUAACGUUAGCCUGUACUUCUGAUUUCCUCACAAGAAGGGGGGCAUUUAAUUGCACGGUCUCAUUGACUGUAGGGUUGUCAUAUCCAGCAUCUGAAGACCAGCUUGAGGAAGGAGGGUAAAACGAUAUUCAUCAUGUCUGACGAAGGGAAGCUUUUCGUCGGAAGCUUGAGCUUCGACACCACAGAGGAGAUCUUGGAAGAGGCCUUUUCAAAGUACGGGAACAUCUCGAAAGUUGACGUGAUCAGAGACAGGGAAACGCACAGGUCGCGAGGCUUCGGUUUUGUGACGUUUGAAAACCCCGACGAUGCCAAGGACGCACUGGAAGGCAUGAACGGAAAGACUCUUGACGGCAGAACCAUCCGAGUAGACGAAGCUGGAAAGUCUGGAUCGAGGUCUGGUGGUGGAUAUAGAGGCGGACCUUCAGGCGGCAGAGGGGGCGGAUUCUUCAGAGGUAGCAGGGGUGGAAGAGGUGGUGGAGGAUAUGGAGGUGACAGGAGUUAUGGAGGAGACCGUAGCUAUAGCGGUGGUGGUGACCGUGGUUACGGUGGCGGAUAUUCCCAAAGGAGUGGUGGUGGCAGAUACUCCAGUGGUGGUGGUGGCGGCGGCGGCGGCGGCGGCGGCGGCUACUACAGAGAUAGGGAACAGUCCAGCUAUGGUGACCGCUCUGGAUCCUACAGGGACAGCUAUGACUGAGAGUUACGCCCACGAAUAAAAAUCCCUCCUGAUUCAAGACCAUCCCUUCGCUGGCUGUAUUUAUAAAGAUGCGCUCUUCGAAGAAUUUUUGUUUUUUCUCGUCCUGCAGUUUUUUUUUUCCUUUUCUUUUUUUUUUCUUGUGAUCUGAAUUGAGGUAUAUUUCCAUUUCAGCGGGCGAUGGAGUGGACAUGGCAGCGUUAGGAGGUGACUACUCUUGUUGCGUUUCAUUUUGGUCUCUGUAAAAUGGCGAAACUGUUCACAAAGGGUUCCUGUACCACAAGCUCAUUACUUAAUGUUGGCCCAGAAUAGGGCUGUGUAAAGGGGAAACCGGACUUUACGGCUGUUUUUAAAAUAAAUUUCUCUAUACAAACGGGCUUGUUCCGCGAGUAAGCAUCUGCUGGUAAACACAGCCUGGUAGCUUUAACAACUUUAAUAAACCCCCCCCCCCCCCCCCCCCCCAACCACAACCUGUUUGUAAUAAAGUCUCAAGACCGAGAUCCCGCCAAAAUUGGUUCACAGCGGAACAUCUCUCACAUGUUAACUGACCUUUGACCUGUUUAAGGUCCCACAUUAAAACUUUAUUUUAAAUGCUCACUUCCAUUUUUUUUUUUCCAUCAAUUCAUGAUAGACUGUGACAUGCCUCAUAGUUUUCUGUAAUUCUGUAAUGGCAUUUCUUUAGUGUAGCAAGGUUGGAAUUUGCUCCUUUCCAAUAAAUCGCCUCAAUAUGGCACAAGAUUUUUUUUUAGAAAAACCUGCAGCCCACAGCCCUGCUACCAAGUACUUCUGCUCAGCUUUAUAUAUAUUUUUUUGUUUUUCAUUUUUAAUAUGUUCUGUUUUCCUGGGCUGAAAUGUCCUCCUGCGCUUUGACUUCAAAACAACACCUGUUACUGCCAAUAUUGUCCAUGCUUGGAAAGGAAUGUGCUUUUUGUUCUGUCUCAAAAUGACCUUUAAGAAUUUUUUUGUUUGUUUUUGGGUAACUUCCGGCUUCAUGAAGCCUAUUAAAACAGUUGGUGAAAGUACUCUUGGUAUUUUUUUGCCUUGUCAAACAAAUCAUUUGCCUCCAUACCCGCACCAGCUGAAUGACUGAAGUGUUCUGUUUGCUGUUAUUUUUAAAAGAAAUCUCAGGGGUGUGGGCAGUUGAUGGUCAGUGUGGGAGGAAGUAAUUUUCCAGACUGGGGGAAGUCCGUAGGAAGUUGUGAAGAGUUUAUCCGAUUGGCUGGGCUAACCCUCUAGUAGGCAUCCAAACCCAGAGUUGCGAUGGAUUUAUUCUUCAGCAUGACCCCCUUUUUUAAAAAAAAAAAAAGAAAAAGAAGAGAUAUUUAAACUUCACAACUGGACCCAAAUUUCAGUGCAGAAAUGAGAAGUUGGGGAGGGGGAGGGGAGGGAAUUGGGUGAUGAGUUGGGCUGUUCUGCUGGGCGUUUCUGGUUGUGUUGUCCCAUAAUCCUUCACUGCGUCCAAGUGCUCUCUGCUACUGUUCGACUGGGUGGGGAAAAAACCGCCUUGUCCUUGGAGGAGUGUUGGGCCUACCGACAUGAGAACCGUGUGAGGCGCAAGCUGCUCUCUUGGCUAGUUCAUAUGUGGAGAUAGGCCUGUAAUGUGAGGUAAAUCCUUUUGCUCUCCUGUUCACAUCCUCCAGACUGAGUUCAUUUUUUUAGUGGUCGUUGAAUCCUCCCUCCCUGCACCACGCCCUCCAGUGCUCUCUUCCAAGAUCUCUUAUUUAAAAAAAAAAAAAAAAAAAAAAAAAAGACCAAAGAAAAAAGUAUGACCAGUUGUAUUGAGCACUUUGUGGUAAAUUUCAAGUGCUGUCUAUUUGGCAAAACUUUAACUGAUGCAGCCCCUUCCUCCCCAGACUCUACCUCUAAACCUUGGAGGCAUCCUUAAAAGUGGCCAUUUUGGCUCCUGUUAAUGUUGACCAUUGGAGUCCCCCCCCCCCCCCCCCCACAUCUGUAGUUCUGAUGCCCACCCCCCCACUUUGCUAAUCCUGUAAAAGGGAUCGUUCUCCACCCAUUUUGGACUCCUCUCGCCACUUCCCUCAAAAUGAGACAUUUUCCCUUGGAAGUUCUCACUGAGAUCAGAGGCUUUGUUUUGUACUUGGAACUGAAUGUUUAGAGGUUUUUUUUUCUCCCGUUUGAAAAGUGCAUUAAAGUAAAACUGCUGUUAAAACUACAUCUUGAUCUCUUACACUUUCUUUUCAGAGUGAGUUUUGCAUUGUUUUUGUUUGUUUUUAGGAGUGGGUGUCCAGGAUGAUAAAUGUCACCAGUUCUUUAGUACAGAGCCAGUGAUGUUAAAUUGUUGUUUAAGACAUGGUCACAUGCAUGUACUGAGGGACAUUUGUAAGACUAGGCUUUAAAUGUGUAGCUCAUAGAUGGCUUGGAGCUGUGAACUCAUCUCUUGAAUUUGCCUUGUGUAGGUUGAGGGUAUCUGAGCGUCUGGAUUGAGCCGUGCAAGAUGGGAGCUGGUCAGCUGCAGUGACCGCUUUGGCCUGGUCCUCUGGAUGAGACUCUUCAGGUGUUGAACACAGAAUAUUCCUGAGAUCCUGGCUUUUUUAUAUUUUAUUUUUGGAGUCUGAUGGCGGGUCCGCAGUCUUCUACAGCAGUUCGGCACCACGACAUCGAGUAUAGUUAAUAUUUACGGUUUCCUCGCCGCUGUUCUAGUUCAUUACUUGAGCUAACUAAAUAAAUAAACAUUUUCGUAAAAACA